Molecule: messenger RNA, 1730 nt
Organism: Strigops habroptila (Kakapo)
Lineage: Eukaryota; Metazoa; Chordata; Aves; Psittaciformes; Psittacidae
Gene: TMEM120A
Product: transmembrane protein 120A
Exons: 12
Coding region: 49-1077 (342 amino acids)
Biological process (GO): fat cell differentiation
Cellular component (GO): membrane
Source: RefSeq, a predicted model, not a curated record
CCCCGGGGCGUGCCGGAAGCGGGCGGGCCGCGGGCGCAGGCCGCCGCCAUGUCGGCCAUGGCGGGCAGUGCCGCGGAGUGCCUGCGGGAGUGGGAGGAGCUGCAGGACGGCUUCCAGCGCAUCCAGGACAACCACAAGCUGUACAAGCAGAAACUCGAGGAGUUAACCAAGCUGCAGGACGGGAUCUCCAGCUCCAUCGCACGGCAGAAGAAGCGGCUGAAGGAGCUGUCGUUGUCCUUCAAAAAAUGCAAAGCCCAGGCGAGCCCCGAGCAGCAGGAGACCAUCCAAGAGACACAGAACCUGAUAAAAGAGAGGCAGAACGUAUUCUUCGAGAUGGAGGCCUACCUGCCAAAGAAGAACGGGUUGUACCUGAGUCUGGUGCUCGGGAACGUGAACGUGACGCUGCUCAGCAAGCAGGCCAAGUUUGCGUAUAAAGAUGAGUACGAGAAGUUCAAGCUCUACCUCACCAUCAUCUUACUCAUUAUCUCCUCCUCCUGUCGGUUCCUUGUCAACACCAGGGUGACAGAUGCCGUCUUUAACUUCCUCCUGGUGUGGUACUACUGCACCCUCACCAUCCGGGAGAGCAUCUUGAUCAACAACGGAUCCAAAAUCAAAGGCUGGUGGGUUUUCCAUCACUACGUCUCUACCUUCCUCUCGGGGGUCAUGCUGACAUGGCCAGAUGGGCUCAUGUACCAGAUGUUCAGGAACCAGUUUCUCUCCUUCUCCAUGUACCAGAGCUUCGUGCAGUUCCUCCAGUACUACUACCAGAGCGGGUGCUUGUACCGGCUGCGGGCGCUGGGCGAGAGGCACAACAUGGACCUGACUGUGGAGGGCUUCCAGUCCUGGAUGUGGAGAGGCCUCACAUUCCUGCUUCCCUUCCUCUUCUUCGGGCAUUUCUGGCAGCUCUACAACGCGGUCACUCUCUUCCGGAUGCUCCAGCACCCAGAAUGCAAAGAGUGGCAGGUCCUCAUGUGCGGCCUCCCCUUCCUCAUCCUCUUCCUGGGCAACUUCUUCACCACCCUCCGCGUCGUCCACCAGAAGUUCCAGAACAAGAACAAGGACAUGAAGCAGGAUUGAAGUGGGGGGGGGCAGCGUGGGGGCCAGGACUGUUUCUCCCCACGGGCUCCAUCUCCCAUCCCCAUGUCUCCUCGAUGCCGUCCAGACUCUGGUGUCUCACCCCGUUCCUUGGAAGCCUGGGUGUGGGACCUGAAUAGACCCUGUGUUCUCUGCGGUGCUGGAUCCAUGUCCCAGUCACUCCCCUGGAGUUGGGAGCAUCCUGCAGCUCCUGCCCCAUCUGCCUUUACCUCCAGGGGAGCGGCGUGCCUGGGGCUGCUGCUCCCUCCCCUCGGCCCUGAAGCCAGUUACUGGUUCUUGGGGUGAAGCCCUCUGUAAGUGCUCCCCAUCCCAAUGCACCAUUGGGACAAGGCAGUGUCCCGGGGGGACAGCCACCCCUUCCACAGUUCCUGGGGGGGCUAAGGCCCUCCAUGGCCCUCACCUCUCAGAGGCAGCCCUCUUUAUGUUCCAAAGCAGCUGGAAGUGCUGGCUCUUAUCCCAGUUCCUCCUUUACCAUCAAGCCCCAGGGCUGAGGUGGAGGAGCUGCAGCACCCGAGGGGUGGGAGCACCCUGAGCCUGAACCAGGCUUCAUCCUGGAGCUGUGCAAACAGCACCUUUGGCAUCUCUGGAGGAUGCACUUGUGACAAUAAAGGGAAGGUGCUGCCUUGGUCACUGAA